UGUAUGUGUGUGUGUGUUAUCCAAUUCCUCCACCAAUCACACUGAUCGGGGCUGCAGAUAUAAACCCAGCGAGUGUGUGAGUGUGUGUACGAUUUUCAACGUGAGCGACGAUGAAGACUCUGACCAUCCUGCUGCUCUCCGCUCUCAUCGGCCUGUGUGCAUGCAUGGGUGUGUCUGACACAACAGUUAAUAAAGCUGAUUCUCCCAGUGAUGCAGGCGUGUUUGUGGAGAGAGAGGAGGCAUCGAUUGCGGUGAGACAGAAAAGAGCAACAGCAGCUGCAGACCUGUCGCUGGCUCAGUUAGAGAGUCUCCGAGAGGUGUGCGAGGCGAACCUGGACUGUGAGAAUAUGAUGGACACAUCUGGAAUCAUCGCCGCCUACACCAAACACUACGGGCCAAUCCCCUUCUAGAUGCACACCAAGCCAACCAAUCACCUUUAAGGAUGCUGGAAUGGGCGGGGCCAUAGAGAGCCGAGAGUAGAUUAGUGCCAUAUUUGACUGUUAUCCAGAUUAGAGUAGAAGUGAGUAGUGUUUUAUAUUGAUGUGUGUAACCCGAGAGUGGAAAUGUCAAUAAUGACAUCACACGAUGACAUCAUCAGUCGUGCGCAUCAUUGUGUUAGAGAUGAAAGAGGACGUAGUAAUUCACAUGUCCAUAUACUUUCU
Messenger RNA from Ictalurus punctatus (channel catfish), 662 nucleotides. It is a transcript of the gene bglap, whose product is annotated as bone gamma-carboxyglutamate (gla) protein. Bases 111 to 410 code for a protein of 99 amino acids. The record is from RefSeq and is a predicted model, not a curated record. Gene Ontology annotation, biological process: response to vitamin K; osteoblast differentiation; bone development. Gene Ontology annotation, molecular function: calcium ion binding; structural constituent of bone; hydroxyapatite binding. NCBI's taxonomy places the organism in Eukaryota, Metazoa, Chordata, Actinopteri, Siluriformes, Ictaluridae. The transcript has 4 exons. Gene Ontology annotation, cellular component: extracellular region.